AUGUGGGUGAAUUGCAUUUUGAGGUCUGGGUUGCUGUUUGUCACUCUGUCUCUUGCCAUUGCCAAGCACAAGCAAACUUCCUUCACCAAAAGUUGCUGCUUAAAGGGAACCUUGAUCCAAGCUGUGGACAGCCUCUUCGUCAAGAUGGUGUGGAUCAAAGCCACAGUUCCAGAAGAACACAUCAAAAAUAUAAAAUUAUUAAAAAAGAAAACAAAAAAGCUGUUUAUGAGAAAUUGCAGAUUUCAAGAACAGCUUUUGUCCUUUUUGGUGGAAGAUGUUUUUGGACACCUCCAAUUACAAGUUGGCAAGGAAGUACACUUUGUGGAAGACUUCCAUAGCCUUAGGCAGAAAUUGAGUCACUGUAUUUCCUGUCCUUCACCUGCGAGAGAAAUAAAAUCCAUCACCAGGAUAAAAAGAACAUUUUAUAGGAUUGGAAAUAAAGGAAUGUACAAAGCCAUCAGUGAACUGGAAAUCCUCAACUGGAUUAGAAACUUCCUGGAAAGUCUUAUAUUUUGA
This is a messenger RNA of Orycteropus afer afer, 516 nucleotides long. It is a transcript of the gene IL26, whose product is annotated as interleukin 26. The transcript is spliced from 5 exons. The record is from RefSeq and is a predicted model, not a curated record. NCBI's taxonomy places the organism in Eukaryota, Metazoa, Chordata, Mammalia, Tubulidentata, Orycteropodidae. Bases 1 to 516 code for a protein of 171 amino acids.